Messenger RNA from Melopsittacus undulatus (budgerigar), 812 nucleotides. Its product is annotated as solute carrier family 41 member 2-like. The annotation marks the transcript as partial. Gene Ontology annotation, biological process: monoatomic cation transport. NCBI's taxonomy places the organism in Eukaryota, Metazoa, Chordata, Aves, Psittaciformes, Psittaculidae. The transcript has 2 exons. Gene Ontology annotation, cellular component: plasma membrane. The record is from RefSeq and is a predicted model, not a curated record. Gene Ontology annotation, molecular function: monoatomic cation transmembrane transporter activity.
AAAAACAUCUUUGCAUGAAAAAAAGAAUCCUUUGCUCUUUUUGUUUUAAAAUCACCAGACAUGGCACUUAGUGACUCACCUACAAGAUUUCUUCACUGACAUCUGAAGAACAAAGUGCUUUUCAACCUGUACUUCUGUAGCACUAUUGACUAACUGUAAAGGCAGAUCUACCAUCUCCAAAACAAACCACAAAAUUCAUGACAGAGAACGUUUUGUAAACUGGACCAUAAACCUUAAUACAAUUCAGUCUGAUAAAUUUUUGAAGCUCCUUUUGAGUAUGGUUCCUGUUGUUUACCAAGUAAACCAGGAUGAAAGACACAAGAAAGUAAAUGGUGUCUGGCAAGAUGGAUUACAACCGGCAGGACACAAUUUUAAUGUUAGGUCUGAACAACACACAGAAUACCAUCACUUCUCCGACCCAAGUUUUCAUGGUAGCAAUGGACACAGCCCAUCUAGCUGUAGCCCUAAGUAUGAUGAUUUUACCAGUUACAAUUACUGUGAUGGAAUGGGUGCUUCGGAAACAGAUGCCAUGUUGCAGGAAGACAAGCUAUCUACUGACAGUAAUGAAGAUAUCAUCAUGGAAGGAAGUACAAAACAACCCAAAGAAUCUAGUAGUAUUAUGGCAUUACAGAUACUCGUACCUUUUUUGCUAGCAGGAUUUGGAACUGUUUCGGCUGGCAUGGUUUUAGAUAUUGUACAGCAUUGGGAUGUAUUCAAGAAUGUUACUGAAGUUUUUAUCUUGGUUCCUGCACUUCUUGGUCUCAAAGGAAAUUUGGAAAUGACAUUGGCAUCCCGACUGUCAACGGCUGUAA